AUGUCCUCGGUCGGCCAGUCCCUCGGAGCCGUGAACCGCGUCUUCGUCAAGCGGACGCGCCGCGGCCAGGUCCGCACCUUUGUGAGGCAGCUCUACCUCCGCGACGACCUUCCGACAGGCUCGCCGCACCUCGAUGACCUCUCGCUCGAGCCGCGGCUCCUGGGCAGCACCUACAUCGUGCUUGACACGAACGUGGUGCUGCACCAGAUUGACCUGCUCGAGAGGGCCAGUGUGCGCGACGUCAUCGUGCUGCAGACGGUCGUUGACGAGGUCCGACACAACAAGGUGAGCGUGCACAAGCGGCUGCGCGCGCUCAUCGACGACGCGUCGCGCCGGUUCAUCGUCUUCUCCAACGAGUUCCACCGCGAGACGUACACGCAGCGCGAGCCCGGCGAAUCUCCAAACGACCGCAACGACCGCGCCAUUCGCGUCGCGACGGCGUG
Molecule: messenger RNA, 443 nt
Organism: Emiliania huxleyi CCMP1516
Lineage: Eukaryota; Haptophyta; Isochrysidales; Noelaerhabdaceae
Product: exosome complex exonuclease
Exons: 2
Source: RefSeq, a predicted model, not a curated record